AUGGGAAUCGAAGAAAUUGCGGGAUGCAUUCCAUGUUCUUCCUUUUCUGUUCAUCGGUGGAAGUAUGACGUGUUCGUGAGCUUCAAAGGCGAGGACAUAAGGAAGACCUUCGCGGCCCACCUCUUCCGCGCGCUGAAGCAGGCGGGGUUCUCCUACUUCGAGGACAAGGAAAAAAUGGAGGCUGGGAUUUUCCAUGAGCCCAAUCUGGUCGACGCGAUCCGCCAUUCCAGGGUCUCUCUCAUCAUGUUCACCGCUGACUACGCGGACUCGCGGCGGUGCUUAGAGGAGCUGUUGGAGAUCCUGGAGUGCAACAGGAGGUUCAGAGAUCAUCAGGGUCACGCGGUUCUGCCUAUUUUCUACGAUGUCGAGCCAAGCGACGUUCGGAAACAGAGCGGGGGAUUUGGGGAUGGUUUUGGAAGGUGUUUGGCCACCCAGGCGGACGAUUUGCAGGUGCAGAAGUGGAGGGAUUCGCUUAAAGAAGCUGGGAAUUUGUCGGGAUGGCAUUUAUCUCGCGAUGCUAACGGGUGUCUAUCUAUCUGUGCUUGUGGGGACAACCCGUCAAAGGUUAUUGGACGAGAAAGGAUUACAAGGGCAUGUGGAUGGAUUUCUCAAAUUAAACUCGAUUAUCCUCGAGAGUACUUGAUUUCAUUUUCUGGUUACUUUGGAGAUUUUUUCGGGUAUACUAUUGUUCGCUCCCUCGCAUUUCAGAGCAAUGAAAGAACUUUUGGGCCGAUUGGUGUAGAAGAUGGGAAGUACUUUUCUUUUCCAUCAACCGGUAGAAAGAUCGUCGGGUUUCAUGGGAGGUCUGGACUCUAUCUUGAUUCACUGGGAGCACAUUUUGAGCCCUGA
Rhodamnia argentea is the source of this 849-nucleotide messenger RNA. RefSeq names its product TMV resistance protein N-like. The record is from RefSeq and is a predicted model, not a curated record. Lineage: Eukaryota; Viridiplantae; Streptophyta; Magnoliopsida; Myrtales; Myrtaceae. The transcript is spliced from 3 exons. Gene Ontology annotation, molecular function: carbohydrate binding. The coding region runs from base 1 to 849 and encodes 282 amino acids. Gene Ontology annotation, biological process: signal transduction.